AUGUGUUACAGAUGUGGCGUGGUCUGCCUACUGAUAGCCCACGAGCCCCCACUUGGCCUUGGGGAGCAGGCUGUGGCGCAACUAAGAAAGCUUAAACGGGGAAAAUUGUCAAUAGAGCGCUACAUUGAGAAAUACCAGUCCUUGGUGAACCGAAAUCCUAUGGUGGAUACGGAACUCCACUAUAAUUGGUUUAUAGCGGGGCUGUCCCCUGGUGUGAGGCAAACAGUAACUGGCCAGUCCACAGAUAUGGAAAUGAGGGGCGAAAAAGUGGAACUCGCUGAGAUGAUGGAGUACCUCCGUAGGAUGAAGCUCCAACGCUUCCCAAAAAGCAUCAUUACCGACAGGGAUCCGAAGUUCGUUGGCGCCUUCUGGCUUAGCCUCAUGCAACAGUUCAGCAUCGACCACGACAUGACCACUGCCAACCAUCCGGAGGCAGACGGCCAGACCGAAAGAACUAACCGCACGCUGGUGCAGUAUUUGCGACUUUACACCCAACAGAACUCAUCUGACUGGCUUGACUUUCUUGCUUGUGCAGAGUGGGUUUAUAACACUACAGUGCAUUCGUCCACCCGCUGCUCCCCGGCGUCCCUGGUCUACACAGAAACCCCACCCGCAGAUCCGCCGCUCGACCUCGCUGUUGAAAUCCAGCCCCGAUCGUCUGCGGCUUCUGACUUCGGCAGACAGCUUGCAGCAGUGAGGGAAUGCAUGCGCAAAACACAGGAACGUCAAGCCAGGAACUACGACCAAAGACGUUCCGCAGUCAGUUUCGACUCGGGCGACUUGGUAUUAAAGCGUUCUCCAUAG
Messenger RNA from Eimeria mitis, 804 nucleotides. RefSeq names its product Retrotransposon nucleocapsid protein, related. The transcript has 3 exons. Bases 1 to 804 code for a protein of 267 amino acids. Gene Ontology annotation, molecular function: nucleic acid binding. NCBI's taxonomy places the organism in Eukaryota, Apicomplexa, Conoidasida, Eucoccidiorida, Eimeriidae. The record is from RefSeq and is a predicted model, not a curated record. Gene Ontology annotation, biological process: DNA integration.